AUGCGUCUAUCAACACUGUGCUUUACUCUUGUGUCUCUGUUUAUUAUUUUCUUAACAACAAAUGCCACACAGGAUAUUCGACAACGUUUUGAAGGUCUGAUUGACAAAUCUGUUCAAGUUGCUUGGAGGCAAAUUGACCGAGAAGCACCCGGACGGCCAAUAGAAAUAAUGCGAGACAGUUCUCCACAAGCAAACAAACCAAUAACUCCAGGUUAUGUUCGUGUCAUACUUAGUGACAAAACUGGUCGCGUACUUUAUACACCUAUUUUACAAACCAAUUAA
Messenger RNA from Rotaria socialis, 282 nucleotides. NCBI's taxonomy places the organism in Eukaryota, Metazoa, Rotifera, Eurotatoria, Philodinida, Philodinidae. The record is from the annotation of a GenBank genome assembly.